AUGGCUUUUAAGUACAACACUGCUCUGGUUAUUCAGCCGUCUCGUGAAGCGUUCGGGAACGAUUACGAAAAGGCAAAGUCUGAGUACGACCGAUUCGUUGAUGCGUUGCGUCAGUUGGAGGUCAAUAUUCUGGAGUAUGGGCCCGAAGAACGUCGACCGAAUGCUCACAAAGUUGGUGACAUUGCUGUCAUUAUAAAUGGGACGGCUCUGAUGUGUCGGCCUUUUGGUUCAGAUCGACAGGGAGAAGUGAGUAUCGUUCGUCAGACAUUAAAGAAGGAGAUCGGGCUUACUAUUGCUGAGCUGAAUAAUGAUCAAGCACAACUGGAGGGUAGUGAUGUGCUUUUUACGGGUCAAGAGAUAAUUGUCGGAAUUUCCACCCAUACAAAUGAAGCAGGAGCACAGUCGGUCGCUCGCGCCUUUCCAGAGUAUCCUACAACAAUCGUAGCAGUACCGUCUCCUCUUGCUUGCCUAAAGGACGCCGUCUGUAUGGCUGGUAUCAAUGUCAUGGCCAUAGGAAAUUCCGAGGCAGCACGCAAAGUUUUCAAGUCUAUUGGUGAAGUCGCCUCGAGCAACUACAAGGUUCUUCAUCUAGCAGAACCAAUUGCUGCCAGUGUGCUUUACGUGAACGGAUGUUUAAUGCACUAUGACCAAACUAUGAUUCCAGAGACUUGUCAGGUA
Molecule: messenger RNA, 678 nt
Organism: Hydatigera taeniaeformis
Lineage: Eukaryota; Metazoa; Platyhelminthes; Cestoda; Cyclophyllidea; Taeniidae
Source: the annotation of a GenBank genome assembly